AUGUCUGAAGGUUCGUCUAUAUUGUCGUGUGGGCCUAAAAGACAAUAUGGCACACUAGAAUCUACAACUACACCUCAAAAUGCUCACAAGUUAUACACAGUUAAACCUGGUGAUACUCUUGUCUCAAUUGCAGUUCAAAAUGGUACAACAGUACAACGUUUAAGAUGGAUAAACCGCUUAUGGAGCUCCGACAUCUCCAACAUAACUACACUAAAGAUUCCUGUGAAAUCUCAAUCAGAAUCAACCAGUUUUAGUGAAACAAACUCAAUAGAGUUGUGUCCUGUCAAGAAAAAAAUAGAAACAGAGAAUGAAGAUGCAUUACAAAUAGCUUCCGCUAGUCUUUAUAUUAAAGAACUUUCAGAAAGGGUUGAAAAGGCUAAGGAAGCUGCAUCUCGUUGUCUAGAGAAAAGUAGACUUCAUGAAAUUAUGGCUGAUUGUGAUCCUACCGGUCGAGAUUGUUACAUUCUACCGCGUUUAUCAAUGACUGAUGAAACUGUUGUCAUGGUAACAUCACCAACAGCGUCUAGAAUGAAUUCUUCCGCUUCUGCUUCUUCUAAUAAUAAUGUUCCUACUCAUCACCAUAGUUCAUUGUGUACAAUCUCUACGAGUAGUCUUCAUGAUCCUUGUUAA
Messenger RNA from Trichobilharzia regenti, 630 nucleotides. The record is from the annotation of a GenBank genome assembly. Lineage: Eukaryota; Metazoa; Platyhelminthes; Trematoda; Strigeidida; Schistosomatidae.